This is a messenger RNA of Chrysemys picta bellii (western painted turtle), 8327 nucleotides long. RefSeq names its product CDC like kinase 2 (gene CLK2). Gene Ontology annotation, molecular function: protein serine/threonine kinase activity; ATP binding; protein tyrosine kinase activity. The record is from RefSeq and is a predicted model, not a curated record. Gene Ontology annotation, biological process: protein transport; peptidyl-tyrosine phosphorylation; regulation of RNA splicing. Gene Ontology annotation, cellular component: recycling endosome membrane; trans-Golgi network membrane; nucleus. NCBI's taxonomy places the organism in Eukaryota, Metazoa, Chordata, Testudines, Emydidae.
GUCUGGCAGCUCUGCAAGGAGAUUCGGGUGGUUGUCUCUAGCAGGCAUUGCUGUUGAUGUCUUGCUGUCUCCAGACAGGAGCAGGCGGUGGGGCCACAUUUCUCCUUCUCCGGUGCCAGGGCUGAAAAUAUUGGGAUCCCAGGGCUGGUGCUUCCUAUGGUCUGUCUCUAGGAGCAGCCCACCUUGUCCGAGUGGCACACACACACCCAGCAGCUUUACCUCCCUGCUGGCUGCUCAGUGUUCAUAUGAUCUGGGUCGGUCUGCAGCCUGAUCCAGAGCGAAGGGCUUCCAGGGCCAGGUCGGGCACUGAGCAGAGCUCACUGCUGGCUGGGAGCAGGGCUAAGGGGUGGGAUCAGAGCAGAGGUCUGGGAGCUAGGAUUGUGAGGCUCUAAUUUUAGCUCUCGUUUUGUGCCCAUGGCAAUCUCCUUCCCCCGUGCCUCAGUUUGUCUGUCUGUAGAUGGGAAUCAUGACAUUUUCCUGUCUGCUGGGGUGUCUGGAUUAAUUCAGUUGUGUUUGAAAAGCCCCGUAUAAAUGCUCACAGUGGUGGCUUUGAUCGCUGAAGGGACCGCUAUCAGCAGCAGCUGGUUGCUGUUUCCAUUUCAGUCUCUCUGCUGGUUUUUAUAACUGCACAGUGAGUGGGAAUGUGACGUGCUAGCUCAAAAUCGGUAUCAGUUCCUGAGAGCAGCACCUUGCUUAGUGACACCCGCUUUACAGCUUCUGCUGGCUGCUGCCAUUUUCCCAGGAAGCCCCACUGCUCCACAGUGACCAUGCUGUGGUUUGUGAGCCAGCAGUAAUGCUGGUCUUGCAUUGGGUUUCCUGUAAUGAGCAUCACUUGACAUCUGAAUAGCUGCCAGGAUGAAACUCAGAAAUGCUGAUUUCUAAUUAAAGAUGAGAAAUGUGUCUCCUGUCCUGGCUUCAGAGCCUGAAGUGUUUGUUUGCAGUCCAAGCUACCCAGCAGGGCGGGAGCCGUGGGUUGCCCAGGGAGGCCUGGCUUUGCCCUCCAUAUCUUAGCUUACUUACUCAUAAGGAGGCAACUCCACCACCUUUGACCAGAAGCCAUUUUAUGUCUCUGUGCACAUGCUUUCAAUAUCAGUGAAGUUGCAAGUACAAGAAAUGAGCCAGGUGUACCAGUGAAUCUUGGGAUGAAUAAGUUAUGUGAGUGAGCAGUAGUGGGUGAUGGGAGCUCUAAUUUCACAUGCUGACAGAGGAGACCAGGCAGCAGCAAUUAAUUACUAGUUAAUAUUUCAGAGCCAGAGUUAUCUAGAGGUGCUAGCAAGAGUGUGUGGGGGGGGGCAUGGGGCAUGGCUGUCUUCCUGGCUCUGGGAAGGAGUGCAGUCUGGUGGCAAGAGAAGAGGGGACUGAGAAUUGGAACUCCUGGGUUCUGCCUCUCAGUUGCUGUACAAUCCACUUAAGGCAUUUCAUUCCUCCUGCUCCAGUUCCCCUGUCUGUGAAAUGGAGAUGAUUAUUGCCUGCAUUUGGGGGGUGGGGACAUGCAAGAUUGAGUUAGCAAAUAUUUGUGAGGUACUUUGAGAGCCAGUGAGCAAAGAAGGCAUCAGAGAAGUGCCCAGUGUUAGCAUUUUAAUUGGUCUACCCUGGGAAUGUGUCUGCGUGCCCAAAGGGGCAUGUGAUUGCCUGCUGUACAAGUCCUAGGGGGCCUGUUCACAAGACCUGCUUGCUGCUGUAUUGCACGCCAAUAUCCCGAGACGGUUCCCCUUGGCGCUUGCCUGCUUCCACUAGGCAUUUGGGCCAGAUGCCAGCAGCACCCAGAGCUCUCAUUCGCCUGCCUCCUUCCUCUCCCAGGUGGCUUUGCUUUUCUGGGUCUUGGAAGGGGCGGGGCUCCAGAGUAUGUUGGCUGUUGAAGGACUGAUUGGGAGUGGAAAGUACAGAUGCUGCCACUAGAAUAGCAGUGGCCGAAGGGGAUGGGGAGUAGUACAGACCCUUCUGCUGGGAAAAGGCACUCUGCUAAGGAGAGAGCAGCAUGGAUCCUGCCACCAGAGAGUCUAUGUGUACCAGGCUAGGGCUCUGUGCUGCAACACAGAGGUCCCUUGAUACACUUGGAUAGUCAUCUUCCCCCCCCACCCCACCCCCCGCCCAGUUCAGAGACAUGGGUGAGCAGACCAGGCAUCCUCGCCUUUCCUUGUGUGGAAAGUUUCCUUCUACUGUUGAGUUCAGCUGAUAGAAUCAAGCUCCCUUGAUGGGAGCAAAGUGCUUGUCCAUGUUGGUAUGGAGGUGGCUCGUCCUGGCCCUGCUCCUCUGAGGACAUGACUGACCUUGCCCUGGGUGCCCAGAACCAAAAAACCGUUGUGAUUCCCAGACUUGCUUGUAUUCUUCAACUCUCCAGCCUGCAGCACCCGGACCCCUCACUGACAUGUCCCUGGGGCUUUGUCCCUUCCAGAGAUCACUGAGGGGCUUAGUGAGUUCCUGUAACUUUUGCAACCUAUCCCUGUGCAGGCAGAAUUUGAGAGAACUCCCUCCAGCUGCACCAUGAACCUCACCCUGAGCUGCCUUCACUCAGAGAGGCUCUGACUAGAGAUAGUAGGAGAGGCUGGGGGUGUUUUUGAUGAACUCUCCAUUGAUGUAGAACUGAGACCAGAGGCUUAACUUCCUGGGGCUGCCGAUGCCAUGUGCUGGAUAAAUGGGGGGUAUAGGUCCCAAAUGGAAACUGUCGGAAUCCGAGAGGGAGAAGCCUUUACAUCGUGGGUAUCUCUGAAUUCUGCUGGACAAAAGCAAUGUCCUCUUCCCUGUAUGGCAUUUAAUUGAGCCCUGCUGUCCGCAUCCGUUCCUGGGGGGGCAGUGAGAUGGAAGGGAAAUGUAAAUGAGGAAACAAACAGACCAAAGUGAAAACAGAUCUAGGGGGAUGUUCAUGUCCCAUAUAGAGUUGAGGAUUCUGAACCCUCUCCAUCCUCGCUCCCCCACACCCUGCACUGGGCCUAGUUCAUCCCUGCCCUUGACGCGCUGCAGUAACACCCUGCAGUCUGCCUCUCCCAUGUAGCAUGCUCAGAACACUGCUGACAGUUUUGCCUUCCCCUCUCACUGCUCCAUCAGUGUCACACCCAACUGAGUCUGCACUGGCUUCUCUUCAGAGCUCUCUCUAUUGCUGCCCUUGUCGCCUCUGCCCAGUCCUGCUCUGCAGUCUCCCGUAAUCAUGUGAAGUGGUGUCCCCGCGUGCGCACACGGCACACUCCGCCCCUCAGAGCUGGUCAGAAAAACAAUAUUUCGGUACAAAAUGGGUUGCGGUGCGAAUUGAGAUGUUUUCAGAGACCAGCUAGCUUCUUUCCUGUCUCUCUCUCUCUCUCCUGGGGCCCUGCAAUGCAUUCUGAUCACACUCUGUGGUGUCAUACUUACCCAGGAGCUCUUUAGGGCAGAGAGCUCUCUGGCGACUAAGUCUGAAGUUGGAGUCUUCAUCCCAAUUCAGUGUGUGGUCCAACAGCCCUUCGCACAGUCCAGAUGUAGCCCCAGUCAGCAGGGCUUGUACGCGGGUUCGCAGCAGCUGGGGUUGCUGUCUUUGGGACGGAUGGGUCUCUGGGAGGUGUCCUGGGGCAGCAGCUAGCCUGGUGAAAUGGCAGCUCCUGUCUGCUGACUGAGAUGGGCCUUCCUGGGGGGGUCUGUCACCUCUUCCAAAGGGGCAUGUGGGGAGGUUGGUUUCUGACCCAUUGCUCUUUUGGACAAUUCCUCAUUCUUGCUGCUUCGUGUGGGGUUGGUUCCACUCAGGCUUUCUCUGCUGUCAGACACCCUGGAGGUCACCUGCUGGUUCUGCCCUCUCCUCUAGAUGCCUCACUCCAGAAGGUACCGCUCGUCGGAGCGCAGCAGCCGAGGCAGCUAUCACGAGCGCUAUAGAAGUCGCAAGCACAAGAGGCGGCGGACGCGGUCCCGGUCAAGCAGCAGUGAGCGUGACCGGCGGCACCGGCGGGAAGACAGUUACCACGUUCGCUCUAGGAGCUAUGACGACCACUCUUCGGACAGGAGAGCCUAUGACAGGCGCUACUGUGACAGCUACAGGCGGAACGACUACAGCCGUGAACGAGGGGAAGCCUACUACGAAACUGAGUACCGCCACUCUUAUGAGUACCGGCGCUCCCGGGACCAUGACGGCAGCUACCGGAGCUGCAAAAGCAGCCGGCGUAAUAAACACAGGAGGAGACGGCGCCGCAGCCGGUCCUUUAGCCGCUCCUCAUCGCAGCGGAGUCGACAGAGCAGCAGAAGGGCCAAGAGUGUGGAGGACGACGACGAGGGGCAUCUGAUCUAUCGCGUCGGCGACUGGCUACAAGAAAGAUAUGAGAUUAUUAGCACCUUAGGGGAAGGCACGUUUGGCAGAGUGGUGCAGUGUGUGGAUCACCGGAGAGGGGGCGCACGCGUCGCCCUAAAAAUCAUAAAAAACGUGGAGAAAUAUAAAGAGGCUGCUCGGCUGGAGAUUAACGUGCUGGAGAAAAUCAAUGAGAAGGAUCCAGAGAAUAAGAACCUGUGUGUGCAGAUGUUUGACUGGUUCGAUUACCACGGCCACAUGUGCAUCUCCUUUGAGCUGCUGGGGCUCAGCACCUUUGAUUUUCUGAAGGACAACAACUACCUGCCCUACCCCAUCCACCAAGUGCGGCACAUGGCUUACCAGGUGUGCCAGGCUGUGAAAUUUCUACAUGACAAUAAACUCACUCACACGGACCUCAAACCCGAGAACAUCCUCUUUGUGAACUCGGAUUAUGAACUCACCUAUAAUCUGGAAAAGAAGCGAGAUGAGCGGAGCGUGAAGAGCACGGCCAUCAGAGUGGUUGAUUUUGGCAGUGCAACGUUUGAUCAUGAGCAUCACAGCACCAUUGUCUCCACCAGGCACUACCGAGCCCCAGAGGUCCUACUGGAACUCGGCUGGACCCAGCCCUGUGACGUGUGGAGCAUCGGCUGCAUUGUCUUCGAGUAUUAUGUGGGCUUCACCCUGUUCCAGACUCAUGAUAACCGGGAGCAUCUGGCCAUGAUGGAGAGGAUCCUGGGUCCGAUUCCUUCCCGGAUGAUCCGAAAGACCAGGAAGCAGAAAUAUUUCUACCAUGGUCGCCUGGAUUGGGACGAGAACACCUCUGCAGGCCGCUAUGUCCGGGAGAACUGCAAACCACUGCGGGAUCCCGCUGUGAUGCAGCACAAGCCCAGCACGGAGUAUGCCACGCUGGAUGUGUACAACCCCUUCGAUAACAGGGGGCCACCCCCUCCCUACCAGCCCCAGCCAGGGGCUCAGCCGACUCCACCAGUCACCAAAGUGCCCCAGCCGCCGGCUUCUGCCAUGCAGCCCCCCAAGAAGCCAAGUCCCCCAGAGUCCAAAAACUACGGCUCCUAUGGAACUCAGGAGUCGACAGCAGCAGCCGCCGCAGCUGAGCUGCUGAAGCGGCAGGAGGAGCUGAACCGGAAGGCGGAGGAGCUGGACAGGCGGGAGCGGGAGCUGCAGAACGCAGCUUUGGGCAAUGCUGCAAUCAGACAAAACAACUGGCCUCCGCUGCCCUCCUUCUGCCCCAUGAAGCCCUGCUUCUACCAGGACAUCCCUGUGGAGAUCCCCACGGAGUUCCAGAAAACAGUCUCCUCCAUGUACUACCUCUGGAUGGCCAGCACCGUGACUCUCUUCCUGAACUUCUUGGCCUCCCUGGCCUGGUUCUGCGUGGAUCCCACAGCUGGUUCGGGCUUUGGCCUCUCUAUCCUCUGGGUUCUCCUCUUCACACCCUGCUCCUUCCUGUGUUGGUACAGGCCAAUGUACAAAGCCUUCCGGAGCGACAGCUCGUUCAACUUCUUUCUGUUCUUUUUCAUCUUCUUCGUCCAGGACAUUCUGUAUGUGCUGCAGGCCAUCGGCAUCCCAGGCUCGGGAUUCAGUGGCUGGAUAGCAAGUCUAACGGUGCUGAGGAAAAACCAGGCUGCUGCUGUGAUCAUGAUCCUGGUGGCCGUGUUCUUCACGGUGGUGGCCGUGCUGGGGAUCAUCAUGCUGAAGAGGAUCCACUCCUUGUACCGCCGGACGGGUGCCAGCUUCCAGAAGGCACAGGAGGAGUUUGCCGCAGGCGUCUUCUCAAACCCGGCGGUGCGCACGGCAGCCGCCAAUGCCGCGACGGGGGCAGCGGGCAGUGCCUUCCGGGCGCAGUAGGGGCAGGCCACGCCCCGGCCCCAUCACUCUCACAUGGGCUAUUUUUAAAGAAAAGGAAACCAAGUUGCACUUCCAUUGGGUCCCUUUGUGUCUGCCUCGGCCAAUCAGAGGCUGCCUCAUCCCAGCUUGGAAGCACGGAUGCCCAAAUACUCUGCUGCUCUAACCACCUCCCUCACGGAUGGGGGCUGCUCGUGUUUGUGCCACCCCUGUGGACAGAGGCUGUGGGGGAAGAUGGGGUUUCCCUUGCGCUCAGGAAGGGGCUCUUUCCCAUUUCCGUUCCCUCGGUGUCCAACACCAGCUGCUUGGGUGGGGUGGGAAUUGUGCAUGUUGCAUUUCCUGGUCACAGCUGCACUGUUGGCCUGAGAUCCCCAGACCCCUCCCAACCCAUGGAAUUGCUUCCUGCUUAACCCAGAGAGCCUGCUUUUCCUGUGCCGAGGGAGCUGACUUGUGACCUAACCUCCGCCUCCCCUCUGCCCAUUCAGGGGGUAAGGCCAUGAGGGUGGAGCUGGCUCUGGGCCAGGCAGAGGUGGAGGUUUCUCACUGUCCUGCCUUUGAAGUGGGACCUCAUUAUCUGUCAAGGAUGCUCUUCCUCCCGGGGCUGCAGCUGCUGUGCCCUCCCCAGGGCUGGUUGGCUGUUGGCCCAGUGUGAGAGUGAGGUGAGAAUGGGGAGCAGCUUUGGGGCUGCCACCUAGCAUGUGCUGUGAAGGGUAACUUUGGUCCCAAGGAAAUAACCUGGGCCUAUGUCCCCUGCCCUGCAGCUGCCCACUCAGUGCUGUGGCUACAGCCUUUGGCCAGCACUUCCCUUGGGGCCCUAUGGUGAACUCCUUCCUUGCACGAUUAACCGGCGAGAGGCCUGAGCUGCUGCUCCGGGUGUUGGGGCUCCUUGUGCCUCUGCCUGCCCAGUAGUACCAGGGGGCUGAGCCAAGCCAGGGAUCAAGGUUUACUCUGACCCUGGGGAAGUGGCAGAGCGGGCACCAUAGCCCUGGCUUCCCUGUCCCCACUUGUGGGGGAGACACUAGGGACCUUGCGUACCCUGGCUGGGCUGAUGUAGCAGCAGUGUUCUUCAGUGCCCCUGGAGGAGAUCCUGCACCUAGCUUUCCCCAGGGAUCCCAACAUCUCUGCUCCAUAGUGCCCAGUGCCCUACUCUACUGGCUCUGUUCUCUUGCGGCACCUGCGUAGUGCCUCCUACCUCCCUUCCUCCUCUUUCCUCCCCCCCCCCCCCCACUGCUGCAGGGGUCAGCUGGCUGGUAGCAUUGGAUCACAGGCUGCCCCGAGGAAGCCGAACAAUGGAGAGGGAGGUGGGGGCAGAGCCCACAGCAUGUUGGCUUGUGGCUGGGGCAGGCACAGCUCUCCAUUCCCACCCUGGCAGCUGGGUUUUGUUGGCUUGAAACGGCUCUAAUGUUCUGGCUGCUCCCUAGUGCCGUCUCUCCAGGCUCCGCUGCUAGCUAAAAGCCACUUAACUGCUGUAGUGGUGGCCACCUCCCUCCCAUCCUGCCAGUGUGCUGGGGCAGCAAGCAAGGCUCUCCCUGGCUCCAGGGUGGAGGCAUUGGCCCCUUUCCCUCAGGGGGAGGGGGUGAGUCCAGGACUGAAGGGGUCGGCCCCUUUCCCUAGGGUGGGGCUGGGUGCAGAAUAGGUUGCACUGUUGGUUUGAAUUCUUGCCUUGUCUGGGGCUGGCCGUUGUGGCAGAAGCAAUGAACUUAAUCUGCAGCCAGGCAGACUUAGGGAAAUAUGGUUCGUGUCUAAUCAAACUGGAAGGGUGGUUGAGGUUGGGGAAUCCCUAUCACUGGAGUUUUUUAAGAACAGGUUGGACAAACGCCUGUCGUGGGAUCUAGGUUUACGUGACCCUGCCUCGGGGAGGGGGGAGAUGGAUGGGACUUGCCCUCGAAUGAUGCCUUCCAGCACUACAUUGGUGAUUCCCUGCAGUGCAGCAGCCUGGCCUCAGCAUUCCCUGGAGUUGUAACUCAGCCGCUGGCAGCUGUAGGAAGGGCAGGGAUCUGUUUCCUUUUGCCUCCCUUCUGUCUCUGGAGGGGUGGGGCUGGGUGCCUAGGGCCCUGUGCUGUCAGGGGGUGCACGAGGCAGAGGGCGACUGCUGGCAUGGAGACUUUCCACACUACAGGUCACAAUUCACCUGCCCCAGAGCUGGGGUGGAUUUUUUUUUUCCUGUGCCAAAUGCAAAGUCAGCUUUGAUUUUAUUUAAGAUAAUAAAGUUUCACUCCUUGUU